Molecule: messenger RNA, 822 nt
Organism: Pistacia vera
Lineage: Eukaryota; Viridiplantae; Streptophyta; Magnoliopsida; Sapindales; Anacardiaceae
Product: multifunctional methyltransferase subunit TRM112 homolog A-like
Exons: 1
Coding region: 166-537 (123 amino acids)
Biological process (GO): tRNA methylation; peptidyl-glutamine methylation; rRNA (guanine-N7)-methylation
Molecular function (GO): protein heterodimerization activity
Source: RefSeq, a predicted model, not a curated record
GUCAAGAACACACACUAACAGACUAUUUUUGUCAUUUUAAGCACCCUUAAACCUCUAGAGACUAACUAAACUAGCAGAAGCAACAUAGCGCCACGAGGUCCACGACGCUGCUCUGAAUUCUGAAACCAGCUUACCACUGAGUCGUCUUCACAGAGAGAGAAAAAGAUGAGGCUAUUAACUCACAACAUGCUGUCAUCCAAUAUCAAAGGAGUGACAAACGGCUUCCCUCUCCGCAUUGAAGUGGAGAAAGUCAUAGAGAAGCAGGUCGAUUUCAACCCUGAUUUUCUCAAGAACAUGUGCCCAAAGAUCGAGUGGAAGGCGCUCGCUGAUGCAUCCCGAUCAUUGGGUUAUUCCGAGCUGCCCGACGAGGCGCCAGAGUCGUCGUUGCUUGAGUCAGAGGAGUUCUUGAAGAAAUUUCACCACGCGCUAUUGGAGCUGCAACUGGAAGAAGGUGCUCUGGUUUGCCCAGAGACGGGGAGAAAGUUUCCAGUAAAUAAGGGCAUUCCUAAUAUGUUGCUCCAUGAAGAUGAGGUCUGACUUUGAUUGGGUUUUUGUCAGUGGAGGCGAUGGUUAGGGUUUGUGUUUUGGUUUGGAGUUUUGAUGAAUAGAUUAUAUUGUUGUUGAUGAUGUUUUUAUUUACAAUAUGUAAUCAGUGCUUUUGUUGAGAAGAUAAAGGAAAUAUUAGGGUUUUCCUUUUAAUGUUUCUGUCAGUUUUACUUUGUUUUGAUACUGCGCUUUGUGUUAGUGUUGCAUUUCUUUUUGUUUUUCAAUUUGUGGCAUCAGAUGAUUCAAUUAUAAAUGUCUUAACGUUUAUGAUCUCAA